AUUUUCCCGCCCUUUUGUUUUUGUUUGUUUCAACUUUCAGCACCUUCCACCAACACCCUUCAUUAGCAGCGUCAUCUCUGAUCUCUUCUAGCUCAACUGCAUAGUGCGUAGAUACAGAUCUUCUAGAUUAAUUGGUCUUCUAUCAGAUCCCCAGUCGUCAUAUUCAAAAUUUCGAGGAAUCGUUAGAGGAUAUGGAUACAUCAAGCCCUGCAAUUUUUGUUAAUGGAGAGUCGUUGCAGAUGUAUGUAGGGAAAAAGGUUCGAUCAGUGGUUCAAGUUAUUAAAUCUGAUGGUGGAGACAUGAUUGGAAAAUCUACAGACGAACAUCAAUGGACUAUAAAGGGCUUGUCAUCUGCUCCUCUUAUGAGUUAUGUGGAGGUUAUUGGUGUUGCUGAGAGCAACCAAUCAAUCUGUGCUGAAUUAUGGACCGACUUUGGCAAAACAUUUGAUGCCUACUCUUACAAUCAACUAUGCCAACUUGCAAACGGGGAAUUCAAAGCUUUAUUUCUCUAGGAGCGUACCGUGGAGCUUCCAAAGCCUUGCUUCUGUGCGGAGUAGCUACUGCAAUCAUGGUGAAGUUGGGAUUGUAAAGGAAAGUAGUUUAGUUACUAUUUCAUGUGUUGAUUAAGACUGACGAUAUUUGCAAGGCCUAGGUUUUUCUGAAUUGCUGUUCAGAUUCUGUCUUGUUAACGUAAUCAUAUGGAGCAGGGUUUUCUAUUA
Messenger RNA from Hevea brasiliensis (rubber tree), 719 nucleotides. Its product is annotated as replication protein A 14 kDa subunit B. Lineage: Eukaryota; Viridiplantae; Streptophyta; Magnoliopsida; Malpighiales; Euphorbiaceae. Gene Ontology annotation, cellular component: nucleus. Gene Ontology annotation, biological process: DNA replication; DNA recombination; DNA repair. Gene Ontology annotation, molecular function: DNA binding. The transcript has 4 exons. Bases 192 to 512 code for a protein of 106 amino acids. The record is from RefSeq and is a predicted model, not a curated record.